AAAGGCUGUGUUUCUGAGUGCUUUCCAACUCCAGGGGUGUGUGGAAGGCUCCAAUGGGCAGCAACAUCAUUUAUUCUGUAACGAAACAGAAGAAUGCGCUCAGUUGCCCUUUUCAGCAGCUACACAGCCUGUGGAGAGAGUGGGCAGUCUCUGUAUGCAGCAUCCUGGAAAAUGUGCGUUCCCUUGAAGUGAUCUGCUGAAGAGCACGUACAAGUACAGUUGCUCCAGCCUGCCUUGUUGCACUGAUUUCAAGCUCUGAAAUGCUUGAUUUCUAGUAGUCCCUGAAUAUACAUUUCUUGUGCCAACGAAACGCUACCUGCUGCAGUUACCCAAGGAGCCCCAAAGAACAGGAACACUGAAGAUGGCUGUAUGUGCUUUUUAUGAAGUUUGGGUUUUUUUACUGGAAGCAGCAAUAGCAUUUGGCCCAGUACCGAGGAUCACUUGGGAACACAAAGAGGUCCAGCUCAUACAUUUUCAUGAAUCGGAAGUGUCAAACUAUUCAACCUUGCUGUUAAAUGAAGACAAAGACGUUCUAUAUGUAGGAGCCAGAGAAGUGAUCUUUGCAUUAAACACAGUGAAUAUUGCUGAAAAGCAGCAUGAGUUACACUGGAAGGUCACAGAGGAUAAAAGGACUAAAUGUGCAGUCAAGGGCAAAUCAGAACAGACAGAGUGUCGUAAUUAUGUGCGUGUGUUGCAACAGCUGAACGAUACUUUUCUCUAUGUGUGUGGAACUAACGCAUUUCAGCCAACAUGUGAUUACCUGAAUUUAAUUUCAUUUGAACUUGGAGGUAAAAAUGAAGAUGGUAAGGGCAGAUGUCCGUUUGAUCCUGCUCAAAGCUACACAUCUGUUAUGGUUGAUGAGGAGCUUUAUUCUGGGACUUCCUACAAUUUUUUGGGAAGUGAACCUAUCAUUUCACGGCAUUCUCAUCAAAGCCCUCUCAGAACAGAGUAUGCGAUACCUUGGCUUAAUGAGCCUAAUUUUGUUUUUGCUGAUGUCAUAAGAGCAGACCAGAACAGCACAGAUGGAGAAGAUGACAAGAUAUACUUCUUUUUCACUGAGGUGCCUGUGGAGUAUGAAUUUGUUGGAAAACUGAUGAUUCCAAGAAUAGCUAGAGUGUGCAAGAGGGACCAAGGAGGAUUAAGGACCCUGCAGAAAAAAUGGACUUCCUUUCUGAAGGCCAGAUUGAUUUGUACCAACCCCGAUAAGAAUUUAGUUUUCAAUAUUAUCAAUGAUGUUUUUAUUCUCAAGUCUACAACUUUGAAGGAACCAGUGAUAUAUGGAGUCUUCACACCACAACUGAAUAAUGUGGGGCUGUCUGCAGUGUGUGCAUACAAUCUGUCUACUGUAGAAGAGGUUUUCUCGAAAGGAAAAUACAUGCAGAGUGCUACAGUAGAACAGUCUCAUACAAAGUGGGUACGAUACAAUGGUGAAAUUCCUCAUCCUCGACCUGGUGCGUGCAUAAACAAUGAAGCCAGAGCAUCAAACUACAUGAGUUCUCUGAAUUUGCCAGACAAAACAUUGCAGUUUGUUAAAGAUCAUCCCCUAAUGGAUGACUCGGUGACUCCAGUGGGAGACAGACCUCGACUAGUAAAACGAGAUGUGAAGUACACCCAGAUUGUAGUAGACAGAGUCAGAGCACUCAAUGGCUCCAUAUAUGAUGUUAUGUUCAUCAGUACAGAUCGAGGAGCCCUGCACAAAGCUAUCAGCUAUGAAAAUGGAAUGCAUAUUAUUGAAGAAACACAACUUUUCCCCAAAUUUGAGCCAGUCCAAACUCUCUUACUUUCAUCCAAAAGAGGCAGAAGAUACAUCUAUGCUGGUUCUAAUUCUGGUGUAGUUCAGUCUCCAGUUGCAUUCUGUGACAAGUACACCACUUGUGUUGACUGUGUUUUAGCAAGGGAUCCUUACUGUGCUUGGAAACCCCAUGAAGCUUCCUGCAUUGAUAUUUUUAAAGAAAAUGAAAUUGAAAGGAGCUGGAUUCAGAACAUAGGUGGAGAUGCAUCAUCUUGUUCUGAUAAAGUAAGCGAGAAUUCCCUACAGCAUACAUUCAAGCAUGGGAGCACAGCAGAGCUCAAGUGUUCUCAAAAGUCCAAUCUGGCACAGGUAGUUUGGAAGUUCAAAGAUGAUGUGCUGAGAGUGGAGAGUCCCAAGUACCGUCUGCUGGAAAAGGCACUGCUCAUCUUCAAUUUAUCAGAAGGAGACAGCGGUGUUUACCAGUGUUUGUCAGAAGAAAAAGUGAAGAAUAAGAAAUUUUCUCAAGUGCUGGCUAAGCAUGUCUUGGAACUGAAAAAGAUCCAGCAUACCACGGUGGGCCCCACCGCGGCAGCUGCACCAACAGAAGCCUCAUCUCCUAUACCUUUCCCUCCUACUGGUACCUCCUUUUUGUCCUGUGUUGGGAGUGACUCAUCUCCUUCACCCACCAGUACCCAGCCUGAUGUUUGGUCUAGCACAGACUCUGUAAAGAUCAUGUUGUUGCCACCUUUCUUAAGUGAACAGGCACAGCAUGUUAGUGCCCGGGGACCCUUUCGCCUCUUCUGCCAAGCCACAGGUCCGGAUGGCUCCUAUUUUGUCUGGAAGAAGAACAGACAGACGAUGAAAGCAUGCAUCACUGAGCAAUCUCAUAUGCUGUUUGAUGGCAGAGUGCAUGUCCUGAGCUGGGUGAAAGAUUCAAUAUCAGAAAAUACAGAAUACAAAUGUUCAUUCGUCUCAGAAGCUGGGAACGUAACAUCAGAAGUGCUCAUCACAGUGGAAGAUAAAGAUAGUGCUGGUCAGGAUGCAUGGGCCAAAGAAUUCCAUACCUGGAGAAGUGCCAUCACUGAACAUGACAAGAUGAUGCGAAGCUGGAGGAAAACAUGGGUAAGAAUUUCCAGAAAUUUCCCACGGUGCUUUCUACAUGGCACACUACAGUCCCAAUUUUAUAGAUAGUCUAUGAUGCUUCUAUGUACUUAUGUAACAGUGAUCCGUGUUCCUGUACGUGUCAGCAUUCUUUACCCUCUCAGAAGUAAAGUCUGCUUGAUUUGUGACAUCUAUUACAGUUAUGACAGCUUGCUCCUUCAGUCUACUAACCAGUCAUUUAUCCUUAUCCUUCCUGGAACAGUUAAGUCUGUGUAUAUGGAAAUACUAGCUUAAUUUCAGCACACCUGUACACUAACUGGAUUGCAGAGACUAUUGGACUUCAUAAACGGUACUGUCCAUAAACAUUGGCCUUCCUUUAAAGAACAAUAGUCCAGAGCUAGCUUUUAGUAUUUUUCACCAGCAGUUAGAACAGAUCAUAAACUGAUAACCAAAGAUUACUUCUGAUACCUUGUGUUUGCUGCAGGUGGAACAGUUAGUACAGGCAACCCUUAAACCCUAUGUUAACUUUCAAAGCAGUAUUAACACAUCAUUCUGAACUUCUUUCUUCUUCAGGAGAGCUGCAACAAGAAAAACAGCCUCUAAUGCACAAAGGAACAAACAAGCUAGGAGAAGUGUAUGCAAGUUAAGCAUAGCCAGCACUCUUUUAAUAUCACAUCUUUCAAAGACUUAUUUUGUAAUGAUGAUACUAAAAUGGCUAUUCAGGAAGAUCACCUGAAGCUUGAGGUUGGAGAGGGUAUCUUUACUGCACCAAAGAAUAACUAAGUUAUGUGCCAGAAGAGGUGCCACUCAUCCCAUGCUGGAACUAUCUUUGGUUUUCUGAUGCCAGUUAUUUCAACUUAAUGAAGAACAAAAGUGGGCACAGUAAAAGUUGUGCUGCUCAAACAAUAUAAUAUGAUGUAUGGCUUCUGUUUUGAGUUCAUUAAGCAAACCAGUUAAUUUUGGGCUUAAGGAUCUUGUCAUAUGAUUUAGAGAUUAAUAAUAAGAUGUGGAUCACCUUUAUUUAAAAGCACUUUAACUUGGCUACUUACUUUCUUUGAAUAUGUUUACCCUUACACUCUUUUCCCCGUCUUUUGAACAGCAAUCCUUUCAGGUGUCAGCAAAUUAAUUUGUUCUAACACAUUUCUUCUGGUAAUAAAGUUUCUGUACCAAAUAAAGAAGUUCUGAUUAAUGCUCAAAAUAUAGAGAUUACAGUGCACCCAAGUUAAAAAUAUUGAAUGAGUACUAAGACUAUUCCUAGUGAACAACUGCAGAAUGAAAACGUGAGGGCCUACUUAAUCCACAGUGGAACCGUUUUCCUGCACUGCUGUUUGAUGUUCUUUCUGCAUCUAAUAAAGAAAUGUCUAAGGCAU
This is a messenger RNA of Pezoporus occidentalis (night parrot), 4203 nucleotides long. RefSeq names its product semaphorin 4D (gene SEMA4D). The record is from RefSeq and is a predicted model, not a curated record. NCBI's taxonomy places the organism in Eukaryota, Metazoa, Chordata, Aves, Psittaciformes, Psittacidae. Gene Ontology annotation, biological process: positive regulation of cell migration; negative regulation of axon extension involved in axon guidance; positive regulation of GTPase activity. The coding region runs from base 362 to 2923 and encodes 853 amino acids. Gene Ontology annotation, molecular function: semaphorin receptor binding; chemorepellent activity. The transcript has 18 exons. Gene Ontology annotation, cellular component: plasma membrane.